AUUUAUUAUUCAAUAACUUUAUUGCAUUCUCCUCCAGGUUGUGACAUUCACUCUGGGUGGAGAAUGGAGAACCACACCUACCCUAAGAACAUGUUCCUCCUGGAGGGGUUAAAGGUCACUCAACAGUCCUCCUACCCUGCCUUCAUCCUUCUCCUCAUCAUCUACAUCUUCACGAUGGUGUCCAACAUCGGCCUCAUACUACUGAUCUCCAUGGAGAGGAGCCUGCACCAGCCCAUGUACAUCCUCUUCUGCAACCUACCUCUCAAUGACGCUCUUGGAGCCACGGUUAUCGUCCCUCGUUUGCUGAGUGACAUAUUUGUGGCAAGCCCAGACCGCUACAUUAAUGACGUUGCGUGUGCCAUCCAAGCAUUUUGUGCCCACAUUUUUGGCACAACAUCACAUACAAUACUGAUUAUCAUGGCCUUUGAUAGAUAUGUGGCCAUCUGCAACCCCCUGCGAUACGCCACCAUCAUGACCAACAGGAUGAUCGCAAAACUGACUGUUUUUGCCUGGGGGUCUGCCUUUCUGCUUGUGGGGGUCCUCCUGGGCCUCACACUCAGCCUGUCACGAUGCAGAUCUGAAAUCUUCAACCCCUUCUGUGACAAUGCCUCGUUAUUCAAGCUCUCCUGUGAAAGUGUUAUUAUUAACAAUAUCUAUGGACUCACUUUUACCAUCCUACUCCUGGGGUCCUCCAUAGGGAGUGUGACACUAACAUACCUUAAGAUAGCUAUGGUGUGUGUGAGAAACAAAAACAGGGUUCUGAAUAGCAGGGCCUUGCAGACCUGCUCCACACACCUGUCUGUGUACAUCAUCAUGCUGGUGUCCGGUUUCAUCAUCAUCUUUCUCCAUCGCUUCCCUCAGUGGGCCGACCACAGGAAACUGUCAGCCAUUUUGUUUAAUGUGGUUCCUCCUUGGCUCAAUCCUGUUAUCUACGGUUUGCAGACCAAAGAGAUCAGACAGAAAAUCUUCAACAAGUUUCAUAAUAAUAAAGUGACUGUAUGACGAAUGGUUGUAGGAAUAAUAAUAUGUAUGAAUUCUUGUUCUGAUAUCGCUCUCUCUCUCUCUCUCUCUCUCUCUCUCUC
Messenger RNA from Salmo salar (Atlantic salmon), 1082 nucleotides. RefSeq names its product olfactory receptor 52N5-like. NCBI's taxonomy places the organism in Eukaryota, Metazoa, Chordata, Actinopteri, Salmoniformes, Salmonidae. Gene Ontology annotation, molecular function: odorant binding; olfactory receptor activity; G protein-coupled receptor activity. The record is from RefSeq and is a predicted model, not a curated record. Gene Ontology annotation, biological process: G protein-coupled receptor signaling pathway; detection of chemical stimulus involved in sensory perception of smell. Gene Ontology annotation, cellular component: membrane.